AUGGCUUUCCAAUGCCUCGCGUGUCCCCGAAAUUUCCACGACCGGCGCGCUCUCAAGACGCAUCAAUGGAACUGCAAAGGCUAUCAAGAGAUUCAAGAUGUUACCUUUCAGCAAAAGCGCGCUCGAAAGGAGGAGACAGUGGAGGAGGCGGAGACACUGUCAAGGAAGAGAGCUCAGGUGUUGGUAGAACCUAAAGAGUUGACAGCAGAGUCUUCACGUUUUUUUGCAUAUCAGCACAACAUUUUGGACUCGGUCCCCAUCCCAGAAUCUUCAUCUUCGGAACUCCCACCCUCGCCUGAGCCUCCUAUCACGCGCUCUGCACGAUCUGGACGUGGAAUACGGUUUCCCAAGCGCUUUGACAACUUCCUGCCCAGCUCCGCCACUCCCCUCUCUCAUAUCCCCUCGAAACAGCAUCCCCUUCCUACCCAACCCAACCCGGUGAUGAGCAUGCACCCGCGCUAG
This is a messenger RNA of Heterobasidion irregulare TC 32-1, 462 nucleotides long. RefSeq lists its product as uncharacterized. NCBI's taxonomy places the organism in Eukaryota, Fungi, Basidiomycota, Agaricomycetes, Russulales, Bondarzewiaceae. The transcript is spliced from 2 exons. The record is from RefSeq and is a predicted model, not a curated record. Bases 1 to 462 code for a protein of 153 amino acids.